CUUUGCACACUGAUACAUCCCCUCACCCUUCUUUACCUCCAGUAAUGGCAUCAUCUCCAAAUCGUUCAGCCCUUUCUGAACAUAUAACAUCAGUGCGUCAUGAACCUCGAUCCCCUCUUUUUUAUUCUGACAUUCCGCAAUCAUCGUCAAGAAUGCCACGAAAAAGUUAUUAUAAUGAUGGUCAUUCAAUGGAGUUUGCGAAGAAAUGGGAUCAAGUACGCGAUAGGGAGCGAGAUAGAGGAUUUGAUCGAGAGAGAGAUAGAGAACGUCUGAUGGAAAGAGACCGUGAACGAGAAAGGCAACAUUUGGAAAGAGAGAGGGAAAUUGAAAGAGAUCGAAGAGAAAAAGAAUUAAGAUUAAUUGAAAGAGAAAGAGAUUUCGUACGAGCGCGCGAUCAAACACGUUAUUACGAAAUGGAAAGGGAAUUGCCUCGUAAUCGAACAUCAGGCUAUGAAUACGGUAGAGAAAUAGAUCGCGUUAGGACUCCAUUUUAUAAUAGAGAACAAGAAUUAAGGGAUCGUGAUUUUGUUCGAUAUCGAGAUACUGAAUUGGAUCCAUAUGUUAAUCGUCACUCACCACCAGGUCAUUCAACAUACAGGGAUAACUACAAGCGUUUCAAUGAUUAUUAUUACCAUCCCGCGACAUAUUCAGCUACCCGUCGGUCAGUAUCUCCACGGCCACGUUAUUCUACACGACGUUCGCUUUCUCCAGGUGCCAGACAACCAAUUGCAACUUAUGAACGUCGAUAUGAUCGAGAUCGACCUCCUCGUUUUGAUGCUGCCCGUGGUCAUGAAGUUGAUUCUAGACGUGAUGUUGAUUAUAAUUAUCAUUAUAAUGAUGCGCACAAUCCUGGUUACAAUCAUUAUUCUCCUAUGAUACAUAAUAGUCAGACUCAUGUGAGAUCAUAUGAUGAUAAUGUUAUUGGGACUAGUGCAAGUUCUUUAAAUAAUGAGACUUUCCAGCGAGAUCGUCCAAAGUCAAGACAUUGGGGUGUCAACAAUGAGAAAGAAAGAGAUAUAAAAAAGAUUCAUAGCAACCCAAAUGAUGUGUAUUCUGAUAACUAUGAUCGUUAUAGGCGCGAGAGACGUAAACCGUGGGAUGUUGUUGAAAAAAGUAGAGAAGAUGAAGAUGAGCAAAAUGAAUCUAGCGUUACCACUGCUACUGUUACUAAUAUUCAGGAGCGAGCUCGAGACCGAGAACGAGAUGAAAGACAAAGAAGCUGGGAUGUGAAAGAGGAAAAAACUAGAGAU
This is a messenger RNA of Racocetra persica, 1250 nucleotides long. NCBI's taxonomy places the organism in Eukaryota, Fungi, Glomeromycota, Glomeromycetes, Diversisporales, Gigasporaceae. The record is from the annotation of a GenBank genome assembly.